Messenger RNA from Ochotona princeps (American pika), 1055 nucleotides. RefSeq names its product lipid droplet assembly factor 1 (gene LDAF1). Bases 266 to 688 code for a protein of 140 amino acids. The record is from RefSeq and is a predicted model, not a curated record. The transcript has 5 exons. NCBI's taxonomy places the organism in Eukaryota, Metazoa, Chordata, Mammalia, Lagomorpha, Ochotonidae.
CGCCCACCUUCCGGGGUGCGAGCCAGGGCGGAGCCGAGGGCGGUGCGCGCGCCGAGGGGCGGGGACGCGGCUAAUGUUCUUCCUCCUUCUCUUCCCGCCUCCCGCCUCCUUUCGCUCCCCCUACAGGCGUGGUAGGGGCAGCCGGGCCGAGGGACCAGUGACAGAAAGCAGCGGAGCGGCAUGAGGGAUUGGACUGUGCACUCUGCUGGAGAAUUUUCUGAGAGGAAACUUAUUCCUCAGAAAGACAUUUGAAGUAAGCUUCAGGAUGGUGAAAAAAGAGCCCCCGAGUAUCUCAAAGGACUUAGAAGAGUUACAGAGGAAGCUGUCUUUGCUGGCGGAGUCCAUCAAGAAUAACUCAAAGGUGGUGUCCUUCAUGAAGUCUCCAGUGGCUCAGUACUUGGACAGACAUCCUUUCCUGACCCUCACCUUGCUAGUAUUCAUUGUUAUGUCAGCCCUUCCUGUUGGGUUCUUCCUCUUCUUCGUGGUGUUGACCUUCUUAGCUGCUCUUGUGGGAGUCAUAUUACUGGAAGGACUGGUCAUCUCUGUGGGUGGCCUCUCACUGCUCUGUGUCCUCUGUGGCUUGGGCUUCGUGUCGCUCAUUGUGUCAGGGGCAGCCAUAAUGUCCUACGUGGUGAUUUCCAGCCUCAUCGGGUUCUGGUUUUCUCCCAGCUGUCAACAACCGAUCUGAAGAUAGGGACCUGAGUCCCAAUCUGCCGUUUUCCAGUGGUGUGACCUGGAACAAACCACUAAACUUCUUCCUGUUGGCAAAAUGAAGCUACUUCUCGCUCUGCUUUCUCAUUGGGUUGUGAAGAUACUAAUGACUGUGGAAACACAAAAUAUCCAUAUCAGAACAGGGGGAAUGAGCCAUAAGCCUGUUCCUAACCCAGUCAUUUUAACCUUCUGUGGCCUCAGUUCCCUCAUCUGUAACAUUGGUGUUACCCCCCAAAAUACUGUGGUUGCAAGAAGCAGCUGGAAACAAAGCCACAAAGAAUGUUGUACAUUCAGCUCUGUCUGCUCUCAAGAGGCCCCAGAGCUAACCGUCUCCUCUUGUUGCU